Colletotrichum chrysophilum is the source of this 462-nucleotide messenger RNA. RefSeq lists its product as uncharacterized. The annotation marks the transcript as partial. The record is from RefSeq and is a predicted model, not a curated record. The transcript is spliced from 2 exons. Lineage: Eukaryota; Fungi; Ascomycota; Sordariomycetes; Glomerellales; Glomerellaceae.
GAGCAAGCCAAGCAGUAUAAAGUUAAAGGAAGAAUCACCUUCGACCCUGCAAAGGCUCAAGGAAACCAGAUUGGCGUCGGCGUCUACACCACACCUGGCCCAGCCGAGUGGAAGGGCAACCCAGGAGACUGGUACUGCCACAUUACCGCCCGCAAGUCAACUGUGGAUUCGAUCCCGAAAGUCUGGGUCCCCAAGCAAUACUGGUGGAAUAUCCAAGGGAUGUAUACGUGGGCGGAAAAGACGUUCACCAAGACGACCAAGAACUUCGACUUCGAUAAUGUCUUACGCCUUUCACAAAUCGGCAAUUAUGAGCCAACCAAGCAGCUACUGAUCCCGACAUACCUGCUUUCUGGAAAGGGUAUGGACUUGAAAGUCACCUGCAAGGCCAACUGGAAAGACCUUCCCUCAAUCAAACCCGUGGACUAUGCCAAAUGGCCCAAGGUCCUUGGAGCCCCUCAAUAG